Microthlaspi erraticum is the source of this 1227-nucleotide messenger RNA. NCBI's taxonomy places the organism in Eukaryota, Viridiplantae, Streptophyta, Magnoliopsida, Brassicales, Brassicaceae. The record is from the annotation of a GenBank genome assembly.
AUGAUGAAAGUGGCCAAACUACUCCACGCGAAAGACUUUCAUGUUACCUUCGUCAACACCAUUUACAAUCACAACCGUCUCCUCCGAUACCGUGGACCCAACGCCCUCGACGGACUUCCUUCCUUCCAGUUCGAGUUCAUUCCUGACGGGAGCAUAAUUGGAAGGAAGGAAGGAAUGAACUCAAAUGAAGAAUCCAAAGAGAACACGUACUUGAAGAAAAAAGUAGCGUCAAUCUCAAUUAAUAGGGCAAGCCUUUUUUUUCUGGCUCAUCUAUAUACACUAUAUCAGUAUGAGAGUUACUUGACCAAGGAGCAUUUAGACACCAAAAUAGAUUGGAUUCCAUCGAUGAGAAACCUAAGACUAAAAGACAUCCCUAGCUUUAUCCGUACGACUAAUCCUGACGACAUAAUGCUCAACUUCCUUGUCCGUGAAACCGACCGAGCUAAACGGGCUUCUGCUAUCAUUCUCAACACGUUCGAUGAUCUAGAGCAUGACGUCAUCCAAUCCAUGCAAUCAAUUUUACCUCCAGUUUACUCCAUUGGCCCGCUCCAUCUACUAGUACAACAAGAGAUCGAUGAGGAUAGUGAAAUCGGUCGAAUGGGAUCGAAUCUAUGGAGAGAAGAGAUGGAGUGGCUCGAUACCAAAUCUCAAAACAGCGUUGUUUACGUUAACUUUGGGAGCAUAACUGUGAUGACAGCGGAACAGCUCGUGGAGUUUGCAUGGGGUUUGGCGGCAACGGGGAAAGAGUUUUUUUGGGUGAUCCGACCGGAUUUAGUAGUCGGAGACGUGGCAAUAGUUCCGCCUGAGUUUUUAACGGAGACAGCGGACCGGAGGAUGCUGGCGAGUUGGUGUCCUCAGGAGAAAGUACUUUCACAUCCGGCGAUCGGAGGGUUCUUAACGCACAACGGAUGGAACUCGACGCUGGAGAGUCUCUGCGGCGGAGUUCCAAUGGUUUGUUGGCCAUUUUUCGCAGAGCAGCAAACGAACUGUAAGUUUUGUUGUGACGAGUGGGAGAUUGGGAUUGAGAUUGGCGGAGAUGUGAAGAGAGAUGAGGUUGAGGCAGUGGUUAGAGAAUUGAUGGAUGGAGAAAAGGGAAAGAAAAUGAGAGAGAAGGCGAAGGAGUGGCGUCGCUUGGCGGAGAAAGCUACGGAGCAUGAGCUUGGUUCCUCUGUUGUGAAUUUAGAGAAGCUUGUUAGCAAUGUUCUCAUAGGAGAGCAGAGACUAUAA